Molecule: messenger RNA, 1413 nt
Organism: Sphenostylis stenocarpa
Lineage: Eukaryota; Viridiplantae; Streptophyta; Magnoliopsida; Fabales; Fabaceae
Source: the annotation of a GenBank genome assembly
AUGGAACACCAAAAGGAGUACCUAGCUGAACCAGUUAGUCCUGUGGGACAAUACUUUAACAGCUCUGUGCUUUGCAUAUACAUUAUUGGAGUUUUAGAAUUCGAAGUUCCAAUAGAUGACUUGCAAACAUAUGCUCUUCUCAAAGAUGUUUUCCUUCCCAUCAAUCCACGCUUCUCCUCCAUCAUGGUCCAAGAUAAAGACGGAGAGAAACAAUGGAAGCAAGUAGAUGUAAACUUGAAAGACCACGUGAACAUCCCCAUAUUCCCCGCAGGCGAAACAGUGGAAUUGCAUGACAAAUAUUUCCAUGACUAUUUAUCAAGCAUAUCAAUGGAGCAAUUACCACAAAGCAGACCUUUAUGGGAAAUUCACAUGAUCAAUUACCCCACAGCUGAUGCAUCUAGCACUAUAAUAUUUAAGCUUCACCAUGCACUUGGUGAUGGCUAUUCUCUCAUGGGUGCACUUCUUUCUUGUCUACACCGAGCUGAUGACCCUUGUCUUCCCUUGUCCUUUCCUUCUCUCAAACAAUCUAAACCAGAACCUUCCACUAAAAGUUUUUGCAGAAAAUUCUCUUGGAUGAUGUCCUCCGCUUUCAACACUGUCUCGGAUUUUGGAUGGAGUGUAUUGAAGAGUAGCAUCAUCAGUGAUGAUAAAACACCAAUAAGGUUUGGAGAUGACGGAGCCGACUUUCAACCAAUUUCCAUAUCAAGCAUCACAUUCUCCAUUGACCAUAUCAAGGACAUCAAAUCCAGGCUUGGAGUGACUAUCAACGAUGUUAUCACUGGAAUUGUCUUCUAUGGCACUCGAUUAUAUAUGCAAGAUAUGGAUUCCAAAUCAAAGACCUCACACUCCACGGCAUUAGUAUUACUGAAUACGAGAAACAUUGAAGGCUAUCAGUCAAUCAAUGAUAUGCUCAAUACUAAAGCCAAGGGUCCAUGGGGGAACAAAAUUACGUUCUUGCAUGUUCCAAUACCAAAAUUAAAUGAAAAAAAAAUUUCUAAUCCUCUUGAAUUUAUUCGGGAUUCACAUAAUAUUAUCAAGAGGAAGAAACAAUCUUUUGGGGUUGUUCUCACUGGAACACUUUUGGACAUAGAGGGCAAAUUGAGAGGACAAGAGGCAGUAGCUAAACGCAUUCGUGGCACAUUGACAAAAUCAAGUGCAGUGAUUUCAAACUUGGUUGGACCAGUACAACAAAUGGCUUUAGCUAAUCAUCCUGUGAAAGGAUUGUGCUUCACAUUAGCUGGUGGACCUGAGAGUCUAGUCAUUUCAAUUAUGAGCUAUAUGGGAGUGCUUAGAGUUACCUUCAAAACAGAAAAAGACUUCAUAGACGAGCAGAAAUUAAAGUCAUGCAUGCAAAGUGCAUUUGAGAUGAUUCUCCAAGCAGCUAUGGAAAUUCCUAUCGAAACCAAACAUUAG